This is a messenger RNA of Emys orbicularis (European pond turtle), 1089 nucleotides long. It is a transcript of the gene PAX1, whose product is annotated as paired box 1. Lineage: Eukaryota; Metazoa; Chordata; Testudines; Emydidae. The coding region runs from base 1 to 1089 and encodes 362 amino acids. The record is from RefSeq and is a predicted model, not a curated record. The transcript is spliced from 5 exons. Gene Ontology annotation, molecular function: RNA polymerase II cis-regulatory region sequence-specific DNA binding; DNA-binding transcription factor activity, RNA polymerase II-specific. Gene Ontology annotation, biological process: anatomical structure development; regulation of transcription by RNA polymerase II.
AUGGAGCAAACCUACGGCGAAGUGAACCAGCUGGGAGGCGUCUUUGUCAACGGGAGACCCCUGCCCAACGCCAUCCGCUUGAGGAUCGUGGAGCUGGCCCAGCUCGGGAUCCGACCCUGCGACAUCAGCCGCCAGCUGAGGGUGUCUCACGGCUGCGUGAGUAAAAUCUUGGCCCGCUACAACGAGACGGGCUCCAUCUUACCCGGAGCCAUCGGCGGGAGCAAGCCGCGGGUCACCACCCCCAACGUGGUCAAGCACAUCCGAGACUACAAGCAAGGCGACCCGGGGAUCUUCGCGUGGGAGAUCCGGGACCGGCUGCUGGCGGACGGGGUGUGUGACAAGUACAACGUGCCCUCCGUCAGCUCUAUCAGCAGGAUUUUAAGGAACAAAAUCGGGAACCUCUCCCAGCCCAACCCCUACGACAGCACCAAGCAGCCUCCCCCCCAGCCAACGCUGCCUUAUAACCACAUUUACCAGUACCCCUACCCCAACCCCAUGGCCUCCUCUGGGACCAAAAUGGGCCAUCAUCCGGGCGUGCCGGUCACCGCUGGACAUGUCAGUAUCCCCAGAUCCUGGCCCUCGGCGCAUUCAGUCAGCAACAUCCUAGGUAUCCGAACCUUCAUGGAGCAAACAGGGCCUCUGGCUGGGACAGAGGGGUCUGCCUACCCCCCAAAAAUGGAAGACUGGCCCAGUGUGAACAGAACGGCCUUCCCUCCCGCCCAGGCAGUCAAUGGGAUUGAUAAAGCUGCAAUGGAAGCGGACAUUAAGUACCCCCAGCCUGCCCCUGGCCUUUCCACCGUCGGCAGCUUCCUCCCAGCCUGCGCCUACCCCUCUUCCAACCAGCACGGGGUUUAUGCUGGCCCCGGGGCGGGCUACAUCACCCCCGGGCACCACUGGCAGGCGCAAAGCAGCCCCCUGGCUCACCACGGGCCCGGAGUGACGCUCCCCGGAGGAGAGCUGGGCACCGCCAUGGCCUUCAAGCAUUCCGCCCGAGAAGUUGUGGACAGAAAACCUUCCAGUCCCAUAGGCAAACCUCAAGAAACCCUAAAUAAUAUACAUGGACUUUCUAUCCCCGCCUCAUCUUCCUAG